GCCCCACCCCGCCAGGGGCGUGGCCUGCGCGGAGCCCCGCCCCGGGACGGCACCGGCGGGAGGGGGCUGCAGUCCGGACGGGCCAUGGCCUGGAGCAGGAGGCUCGCCAAGGAGCUGGAGGAGGCGCGGCGGUGGGAAGGGGUGUGCGCGCUGGGCCCGCUGGGGGGCGACGUGCUGCGCUGGGGGGGGCUGCUGCUGCCCAACAACCCCCCCUACAACGGGGGCGCCUUCCGCUUGGAGCUCUCCUUCUCCCCCCGCUACCCCCUGGUGCCCCCCCGCGUCACCUUCCGGACCCCCAUCUACCACCCCGGCGUGGACCAGCAGGGCCGCGUGUGCCAGCCCCUCACCGCCAGCGAGCACUGGAAGCCCACCACCCGCGUCCUCCACGUGCUCCAGGACCUGCUGCUGCUGGUGGACAACCCCGACGCCCAGCGGGUGCUGCGGCAGGACCUGGCCCGCGAGCUGGCCACCGACCCCCAGCUCUUCCAGCGCCGGGCCGAGGAGCACACCCGCCUCCACAGCGAGGGACGCCCCCCCGCCGCCGCCCCCUGAGCCCCCCAGCACCCCGCCGGGCCCCCCCCCCACACCGGUAUCCCCCAAAAUAAAGGCGUUCCCCCCCCACCGUGAA
This is a messenger RNA of Dromaius novaehollandiae (emu), 628 nucleotides long. It is a transcript of the gene UBE2L6, whose product is annotated as ubiquitin conjugating enzyme E2 L6. Bases 85 to 552 code for a protein of 155 amino acids. NCBI's taxonomy places the organism in Eukaryota, Metazoa, Chordata, Aves, Casuariiformes, Dromaiidae. The transcript has 4 exons. The record is from RefSeq and is a predicted model, not a curated record.